GCAGACGUAUAAAUGUCAGCAUAAUAGCAAAACAACAACAAAAAUAAAAACGAAUGUCAACGAAAUACAAGUGAAAAAUUGAAAACAAAUCACGCGAGAAUAACAAAAAUGUGAAAGGCGAGAAAAACAAGAAGGCAACAAAUGCAAUAACAACACGCUUGUCAUACGACCAAAAAUUAGUAUUUCUUGAGGGCGAGAUUAGCUCUGCAACUCAUUCAACAAUAGAAAUUCAAAGUGAUAAGUUCGGUGAAAUAAAAACAAAAGGCUACAUUCUUAAAACAUACUAUUAAAUUAACUUUUACAAAUACAAGCAGUUACAAUAAAAUAGAAAAUAUUCAAAACAAAAUGAAAAUGGCAGGCAAAUGAAGUGUAUAGAUAAAAACUUAUUGGGAGUUCCCAGUACACGAAAUAAGUGGAAACAACUAGAAAAUACCCAAUAGCAGUGCGGACUGAAGAGCUUCUUUUAGUGAAAUAAAUACAAAAAACUAUUGCAUAAAAAAUAAGUGAUUUGCUGUGCGUUUAAAAACAGUUUAAAAGUUACGUUUAUUUGAGCGCAGAUAUGUUUAAAAAAGCACAUCAUCUUUAAGAAAAAAUUAGAACUAAGGAACUACACAGCGGGCGCUGACGUGUUCGCCAUUGCUUCGCUGCCCGCUACACGCCGCACCCACGACAAAGGUGUCAUCCAACUGGUAAAAGUGUGAUAGCUGCCGCAUAAGUGAACAAGCAUACCAAUUUGAACUAUAUAGUAUUGAAAAUCAGCAGAUUUUAACGCGAGCACUGCUGAAGAUAGAAGCACAUAUUUAUUUGCCUUCGCAUUAAUUUAAUAAAAAAUAAUUAAUACAUAGCAGAAUAAUUAAAAAUAUUUAAUUGAAGAAAAAAGACUAACGUAAGCACAUACACACAUAAACAUAUAAACAUAUAUACGGGAGUUAUCGCUAAAUAUGUCAAAAGUAUCACUAGACGGUUUUACAAAUACAUUGAGGCGUUACCCAAAGACUUUGGGCGGAGUUGGUGUUCUAACGACUUGCGGUUUAAUUUUACUUGAAAAACAAAGGAUCCGAAAAUAUCUAUCGAAAUGGGUAGAUACUGCACCAUCAGACACCGAUAAAAAGCGCCCAGAUUACAUAUACAUUAAAUAUCAUAUUUAUAAGGAGUCUAUGCGCAAAUUGAAACAAAAAGAAGAGGAAAAUAAGAAAUGGGUGAGCGUCAUUAUUAAUCCCAUUGGCAAGUGGUGGAAAGCCGUUAAACAUUCGGUAGCAUGGCGCUUACUGAAAAUCGCACAAACUGGUUCACAACAUGAACGCCUCAAGGCAGUUCGUCAGUUGGCUUGUAUCGAUCACUUGAAAGAUUGGGACUUUCGACAUUUAGCACAAAUUUGUGAUGCACGCACAGCAGUUUCGUUGGCGCGCUCUGGCGCUGACUCUCGUUGGUUCGUGCCUGUUCAUAUGCGUGGCUGUAUUAAGAAUCCCAAACUGGUGCUAGCUGAUUUUCACGAUAUGUUGGCACGCCUACGUCCAAAUUCUUGCGUCGAUAACUUUUUCAACAAAUACUUUCCACAACAGUAUCCACACGAGGGCAUCGACGAAUUCUAUACGCAGGAGCAAGCUAGCUCGCUAUCUGUGCAGGACACAGAUAUGUUGAAGGAGAUAAUUUCUUUCUUGCAUCACAUCACCAAGGAGGAGGCGGUUGCUAAGCAGAUCAUUAACGAAGGUGGCCUUACACAUCUCAUGGAAUUGCGUAAAAUUUUUGCCGAUGACAAUGAAACGCUCUCGACACUAUGCAAAGUAUUGGCGAAUGUGUCGCUGGUGGAGAAUAGUGUGGAGCAUUUCUUCGCUUCGGGUUGGAUUGGUGUGUUGGCAGAUUGGAUGAAAUGUCCCGAUUUGCGUUUACAAGUGAUCUCAGCGAAAACUAUGGCUAAUUUGGAUCACGAUGACCCCAAUCAUGUGCAAUAUCCACCCAAUGUGUAUCCAUUACAUCCACGCUUGCGUACGCGCGCCAAACCCAAGGCUGAUAUAAUAUUCAUACACGGUUUGUUGGGUGGCGUUUUCAUUACGUGGCGUCAGAAAGACCGCAAUCCCAUAGAAUUGGGUUUGUAUGGCAAGAAUGCUUUUUAUACUAGCGAAACGGAUGAUGUGUUUUUGAUUGGCGAACAAAGACGUACGAAUGGAAAAAUUUUGAAAAAUUCAAAUAACAACGCGAGUAAUAAUGGCAAAAGCAAUGCUGUGAAAACGGAACAACCAACUGAUCCAAUAUUGAAAGCUGCGCAAAAGACUAAAAACAAAACGCUGGAGAUAAGCGAUGCUGCGACAAUGGAUUUUGUGGAGACGUUGCAAAAUACUGCCGAAUUAGAAUCAGAUUGGGAGGUUGUACAUCCAGAUGUGCCGCUUAAGGCAGGCGAGGAAUGUUGCGGAGAAUUCAGCGUGCCGGGAAAUGAAUGGCAGAAUCAAGAUAACAUUGAAGACUACACAAACUGUUGGCCAAUGGAGUGGCUGCCGGAUGAUUAUCCAAAUACAAGAAUCAUCGGCAUCGAUUACACUUCUGCGGUCACUGAAUGGUCUGCCAAUUUCACAAAGUACUGUCCCUGCGAAAAGGGUCAGGGGCAAAUCGACGUUCGUGCCACAUCACUACUCGAACGUCUCUCGAAAUCUGAUGUGGGCAAUGAGAGACCUGUUGUUUGGAUCGGUCAUUCCAUGGGCGGCAUACUCACCAAGCUUAUGCUUAUGAAGGCCAUAGAUGAUCCUGAUCCAAAAGUACAGCAAAUAGCCAACAGCACGUCGUCCAUACUCUUCCUUGGCACACCGCAUCGCGGCUCUUCGAUUGCCAAGUGGAAACAGCACAUGCAAAUGAUUAUCUCCCCCUCCAUUGAAGUGAAAGAAAUGGAGGAAGGAGCACCGAAAUUGCUAGCAGCGCACAAUCGUUUCAUGGCAUGUUUACACACAUGCUUUCGUAACGUUAAGGUUGUGACCAUCGCCGAAGGUGCACCCACCAUGCUGACAACAUUCAAAUUCCCGCUGCGCAUUGUAACUGAGGACUCGGCGCGCAUUGAUUACGGUGACUUCUAUGUACUCAAAGAUGAUCAUCUUAGCCUAUCGAAGCCAAUUUUCCGCCAAUCAUUCCUAUAUCAACGUGUUCUUAAAGUGAUUGAAGACUCAAUGAAUAUAGAUGAGAGUCCAGUUGAGAAAGUUACGCUACCUGGCACAAAACUCAAAAUAGAACCAGUUAAAGUACCGCCGACUAGGACUUCGGACUCAGGCGCAGAGAGUUUAUUGCAGAAAGUCCGUGGAAUUUUCUCGGCAGUGCCACAAAUAACAAUCAAUUUUCCCAACGCUCAAUGCGAACAGUCUAGGCGCGAGUAAGUCGAGCGACAUUUUUUUUUUGUUGCUUGUUUUGACUGGCUACUGACUGCUAUUGCAACAGAAUUCAUCCCACUAAGUUAUUUCAUAGCACAUCUUGUAAAAAAAUUCCUGUACUUAAAUUCAUAUGCCAACUCAUCUUAAAAUAUUUGCAUACCCAUGUUUUACAAGACUUGAAAAAAAUUUUAUCGUAGUAUAUAGUCCUAGUUUCAGUAAGUAAGUUUGUACAUGAGCUUUUUGGCUUCGCAGAAAUGCUAUUUACAAAAUUCAUAGUCAUAGUCAGUAAUGUAUUGUAAUCAAUAAGAGCUUAUGAGGUUAAGCAUUUAAGAAAAUUCGCUCAAAUAAAGCUAUGAAAAUGAUAGUAAAUGUGUUAAACAUAUUAAUUAAUAUUGUAAGGUCAACACAAAGUAAUGAAUUGCUAUGAUUUGUAUUGAAAUCUAAUAAAAAUGCUUUUUAAAAAAUACUUGAUAUAGAA
Messenger RNA from Rhagoletis zephyria (snowberry fruit fly), 3828 nucleotides. RefSeq names its product protein SERAC1. The record is from RefSeq and is a predicted model, not a curated record. Lineage: Eukaryota; Metazoa; Arthropoda; Insecta; Diptera; Tephritidae.